Uloborus diversus is the source of this 804-nucleotide messenger RNA. RefSeq names its product motor neuron and pancreas homeobox 1-like. Gene Ontology annotation, molecular function: sequence-specific double-stranded DNA binding; DNA-binding transcription factor activity, RNA polymerase II-specific. The transcript has 4 exons. The record is from RefSeq and is a predicted model, not a curated record. Gene Ontology annotation, biological process: regulation of DNA-templated transcription; spinal cord motor neuron cell fate specification; central nervous system development. NCBI's taxonomy places the organism in Eukaryota, Metazoa, Arthropoda, Arachnida, Araneae, Uloboridae. Gene Ontology annotation, cellular component: nucleus. The coding region runs from base 1 to 804 and encodes 267 amino acids.
AUGCCGCCGAUGGCCGGCGCGAGGGCCGCCGACUCCAAGUCCUUCUGCAUCGAGGCCCUGCUGGCCCCCAGGGGGUCCCCCAGGGGCUCGCCGGUGGCCCCCCAGCCCCCGCCCCUGGCCCUUCCCGUCUUUGCGCACCACCCCCUGUACGGGGGCUACGCCGCCGCCCCGGGGCCGCCCGGAUUCCACCUGAGCAGCGCCUUUCACCAGCCCCUGGCCGAGGCAGGACUCAAGGCCGGACACUUCGAGUGGCUCGCCCGGACGGGCAUGUUCUAUCCCCGACCCGGAGACGGAGCAGGUGAGUAUGAAUGUGUGGGUGGGGGCGGCGUCUUAGGUAAGACCCGCCGCCCGCGGACAGCGUUCACCAGCCAACAGCUCCUGGAACUAGAGAACCAGUUCAGGAUGAACAAGUACCUCUCCAGGCCCAAGAGGUUCGAGGUCGCCACCAACCUCAUGCUCACCGAGACGCAGGUCAAAAUCUGGUUCCAGAACAGACGCAUGAAGUGGAAGCGCAGCAAAAAGGCGCAGCAGGAGUCCAAGUCCCGGACGGACUCCGAGUCCAACAGCAAGAACUCCUCCGUUCGAGGUCCGGACGUAGUCCUGGAACAUUCCAAGAGGACCUCCGACGAGGAAGAGGAACACGAAGAAGUCCCCUCCUCCCCUUUCUGCGACUCCUCGGACCACACCCACCACGCCCACCUGCCCGGCUGUCAUGCGCAGAUGGACAUCAACGGGGACUGCGCCAGCGACACCAGCCCCUGCCCCUCCCCCAAAGACACCAUAUACAGGCCGUACAUCGUCUAG